This is a messenger RNA of Corylus avellana, 1263 nucleotides long. Its product is annotated as phosphomannomutase. Gene Ontology annotation, biological process: GDP-mannose biosynthetic process; mannose metabolic process; protein N-linked glycosylation. Lineage: Eukaryota; Viridiplantae; Streptophyta; Magnoliopsida; Fagales; Betulaceae. Gene Ontology annotation, molecular function: phosphomannomutase activity. The record is from RefSeq and is a predicted model, not a curated record. Gene Ontology annotation, cellular component: cytosol.
CAUGCCAUGUCUAGCCCACUUUGCCCUUGAAAAAGAGAGAGAGAGGGAGAGAAAUCUCUUCGUAAUAAACGAUCUGACGUCUGCAGUUUCUUGACCUUUGACCGUUACACGUGAACGAAUCUGAUUUAUCCUUGUACAGCACCCAGAUAGUAUGUAGUUUCGCAGCUUGUCAAAGAUCCCAGUCCCUAGAUCAAAAGACCCUCACUUCUCAAGCUACCCCUUCAACAAUUUAUAUAAUCCCCCGGGACUCCCCACUUCCGCGCUUAAAGAUCUGCUUCAAAUUCUGAGCUUAAAGUUUCAUUUAUUGAAGCAGAAAAAUAUCUUGAGCGAAAUGGCCAUCAGGAAACCUGGUUUAAUUGCUUUAUUUGAUAUGGAUGGGACCCUUACUGCUCCAAGAAAGGUGGCCAUUCCAAAGCUGUUAGAAUUCAUGCGGGAACUUCGAAAGGUUGUGACAGUCGGAGUCGUGGGAGGAUCUGACCUUACUAAAAUAUCAGAGCAGCUUGGGAAGACAGUUAUUGAUGACUACGAUUAUGUAUUUUCUGAGAAUGGUCUUGUGGCUCAUAAAGAUGGGAAGCUUAUUGACACCCAGAGCUUAAAGACAUUUCUUGGAGAAGAGAAACUCAAGGAAUUUAUCAAUUUUACACUCCAUUAUAUUGCUGACUUGGAUAUCCCUAUAAAAAGGGGAACAUUUAUAGAGUUCCGAAGUGGCAUGAUCAAUGUAUCACCAAUUGGGAGAAACUGCAGCCAAGAAGAAAGGGAUGAAUUUGAAAAGUAUGACAAGGUUCUCAACAUUUGCCCGAAAAUGGUUUCUAUGCUUCGCGAGAAGUUUGCUCACCUUAACCUGACAUUUUCAAUAGGAGGACAAAUAAGUUUUGAUGUUUUCCCUCAAGGUUGGGACAAGACAUACUGCUUGAGAUACCUGGAUGAUUUUCAUGAGAUCCAUUUCUUUGGUGACAAAACUUACAAGGGUGGGAACGACCAUGAAAUUUAUGAAUCAGAACGAACUGUCGGUCACACAGUUACCAGUCCUGAAGAUACAAUGGAGCAGUGUAAAGCUCUGUUCCUUGCAAACCCCUGAGCAUUGGGCAACGUUUUGAUUUUCCAAAUUUAUGCCAUUUGUAAUUUACAUGUAUGAGUAAUCAAGCUAGGCGAAGGAUUCCUUUCUUUGUUAAAGAAGUACUGUAAUUCAUUCUUGAACUAUGAUAUCUAUGUAUGCAUGCUUUUAUCUGAUAAGCAAUUACAUUGUGAUUUCUUAUUCAUUCA